UUUUCGAUUUCGAUUUCGUACCCGCGUUUUUUCGACUCGCCUCUAAUCUCGUGAUGAACGGCGAAUUCCGGUUUGCCAGGGGCAAGCUGAGCAGCAAAAUCCAAUAAAAAAAAUAAAUAUGCAUAAGUUUGGGGGAAAAAGGCGGAAAGUGAAACCGCUCUGAGCUUGGUUUUCCGCCCAUUCCUCGGUGCGCACUUCCUAUUUUCCAGGUCUCGCCACAUUACCAAAUCUUAAGUGCCUAUUCAUGCCGAUUGUUAUCAGACCCGAGAUAUCAAGGCUAACUUGUUUCGCCUCCGAAAAGAUAAUAAGUUACGCUCUGGAGCUGCGGGCAGCAUGAUUCACGGUUCUGGACGAUGCAACAAGAUUCGCUGGUCAGCUUCUUAAGGUCGCACUGGCGAAAGUUGAGAAUCAGGUUGGACUACCCACUCGAAUAUGACUUGAACUGGAGGGAACAAAGCAGAUUCUUUGAUUACAUUCGUCUUGAUUUCGAUUUCUGAAGUAAACGAUCUGUGUGACUCACUAUGCAUAGUUCUUCCACAAAUGUUGAAAAACUUUAACGUUUCGUUUAGCAAAACAAAUGGUGCAGUGUAGUUUGUUUAGCCUCUAGAAUACAAAUCGAUUAUUAUUAUAAACCCAAACAACUAACGAUUAGUUUGAUGCACAAAAGGUGAACAAAUACCUAUAAAUAAUAAACUGCAGCUACCUUUUAGACCCAGACAUUGACUUUGGAAUGCCUGGCACUUUUCUGACUACAUGGGUCGCUUCUUGUGCCUUUCACUUUUCCCGUUCAAUUAAGACGCCAAUUGAGCUGAAUUGAAAUUAUAAAUUGUCACAACAAAGUUGCACGCAAAGCACUUAACUCGAUUCUUCAUUCUCCAUUCUCCAUUCUCGAUUCCGGUUCGUCUUCACCAGAAAACCAAUCCGCAACAGAUGACGCUGAGGAGCAGACUUAGUGGGGAAGCACCGCAGCUGUGGCUGCUCCUCCUCCUGGCCUCCACUGCGAGCAGCUUGUGGGCUUCGGUGGCCGCCAGGACAGGACCCCUGCACGACAAGGUGGUGGUUUGCUACGUUUCCACAUGGGCUGUUUACCGGCCGGAGCAGGGUGCCUAUGCCAUCGAGAACUUCGACCCCAAUUUGUGCACCCAUGUGGUGUACGCCUUUGCCGGCCUGGACAUCACCCAGGCAGCCAUCAAGUCGUUGGAUCCCUGGCAGGACCUAAAGGAGGAGUACGGCAAGGGUGGCUACGAGAAAAUGACGGGUCUGAAGCGCAGCCAUCCGCAUCUGAAGGUCAGCCUGGCCAUCGGCGGCUGGAACGAGGGAUCGGCCAACUACUCCACCCUGGUGGCCAACAAUCUGCUGCGCGGCAGGUUCGUCAAGCAGGUGUCCAGUUUCAUACGCAAGUACAACUUCGACGGGCUGGAUCUCGACUGGGAGUAUCCCACGCAGCGGAAGGGCAAGCCCGCGGAUCGCGAGAACUUCGUUCUGCUGACCAAGGAGCUGCGCGAGGAGUUCGACGAGCACGGCCUGCUGCUGACCUCCGCCAUCGGAGCCUCCAAGAAGGUGAUCGACGAGGCCUAUGACGUGCGGCAGAUCUCGCGUUACUUGGACUACCUGCACAUCAUGUGCUACGACUACCACGGCAGCUGGGACCGCCGAGUUGGUUACAAUGCUCCGCUCACGGCGCCCGCGGAUGAUCCGCUGAGUGUGAAAUUCUCCAUUGACUACCUGCUGAAACUGGGCGCCCCGCCGGAGAAGCUGGUGAUGGGCCUGCCCUUCUACGGACGCACCUUCAAGACGUUGGCCAGUGGAUUCCUGAACGACGUCAGCGAAGGCGUAGGCUUCAAGGGACCCUACACGCGGGAGGACGGCUUCCUGGGCUACAACGAGAUCUGCCAGACACUGAGCAACCAGACCUCCGGAUGGACAAGGGAGUGGGAUCCGCAAACCAGCCAGGUGCUGGCCAAGUCCGAGCGAAACGUCUUCACCCAGGAGAUCAACGUGGUGACCUACGACAGCUCCCGCUCCAUCGCCAACAAGGUGUUGUUCGCCAUGUCCAAGCGGCUUGCGGGUGUGAUGGUGUGGUCCGUGGACACGGACGACUUCCUGGGUAACUGCAAGCUGGACGAGGACACGUACGAGGACUUCCAGAAGGUGACUGCCGCGCCCAAGAGAUCGAGCCAGAACUAUCCCCUUCUGCGGACCAUCAACGAGGCCACCAUGCUGGCCGUGGACGAGCUGGCUGUGCCGGAGCCGCAGCCGGAUGACUCCGAGAACGAGAUUCCGCACGGCAGCAUAGCGGAUCGCAAGAAUGCCGGCGCUUCUAUGGUCAGUCUGGGCCUCGGAGUCACCGCUGUCUUCAUGCUCCUGCACCGGUUGGCCCAGUGAGAAAUUGAGGGAGUGCUCCGGUAGCCAUAGUCUUAGAAACACAUCACCUUGUUCACGUAGUCAUUAAAAUCCAAAUUGUAUUUUUAAGAUAAAACCUGGUUUUCCUUCGAUUCUUGGGGAUCAUAACGCUUUGAGUAAGAAUAUAUCAUUAAAGGUACAUAUAUACAUAUGUAUGUGUAGCUUCCAUCCUAAUUUUUAGUUACCCUUUGGUUUAGCCAAAAAGAAAGGAACCCGAAGUUUUUGUUAAAAUAUUUUGGUUAUACUUGGUGUACUCUUUAAUAAAUUUAACUGGCGCUCUAACAUUU
Molecule: messenger RNA, 2690 nt
Organism: Drosophila melanogaster (fruit fly)
Lineage: Eukaryota; Metazoa; Arthropoda; Insecta; Diptera; Drosophilidae
Gene: Cht2
Product: chitinase 2
Exons: 4
Coding region: 931-2385 (484 amino acids)
Biological process (GO): chitin catabolic process; carbohydrate metabolic process
Molecular function (GO): endochitinase activity; hydrolase activity, hydrolyzing O-glycosyl compounds; chitin binding
Source: RefSeq, marked reviewed